Messenger RNA from Triticum dicoccoides, 1234 nucleotides. RefSeq lists its product as uncharacterized. The transcript has 5 exons. The record is from RefSeq and is a predicted model, not a curated record. Bases 1 to 912 code for a protein of 303 amino acids. NCBI's taxonomy places the organism in Eukaryota, Viridiplantae, Streptophyta, Magnoliopsida, Poales, Poaceae.
AUGGAGAGGGCGACGCCGGUGCGGAGCCCGCACACCUCGACGGCCGACCUGCUCACGUGGUCGGCGACGGGCGCCGACGCCUCCGCCGCCUCGCCGGCCGCCCCGUCCCGCCCCAGCCUCAAGCCGGCUGGGGGGAUCACGCCGGCCAUGUUCGGCGCGCCGGUGAGCGAGCACGAGGCCGAGGAUCUGAGCAACAGUGAAAGGAGAUUGAUGUCCGGUUCAAAGAUGAAGGAAAUGACUGGGAGUGGGAUAUUUGCUGAAAAGAACGAGAAUAGUGAUUCAGAGUCUUCAAAUCCUGCAAACAGAACUUCUGUGAGGAUGUAUCAGCAAACUGUAACUGGAGUAAGUCAGAUCUCAUUUAGCGCUGAUGGAAGUGUUUCUCCAAAGAAGCCAUCCUCAAUUCCUGAAGUGGCUAAGCAGCGAGAGCUUAGUGGCACAUUCGAGACUGAUGCUGAAGCUAAAAUUAAUAAGCAGCUUUCUGAAGCCAAGAACAAGGAGCUCAGCGGAAGCAAUAUCUUUGGUCCACCUCCUGAGACCCCUGCAAGGCCACUGGCUGCUCGUAAUAUGGAGCUACAAGGAAAUGUAGAUUUUGCACUUCCACAACGAAGAAGCGUGCACACAUCAGUGAAAGUAUCCAAUCCUGCUGGAGGUCCAAGCAACAUCACGUUCAGUGAGGAUCCUGUAACGAAGACAGCAAAGAAAAUUCACAACCAGAAGUUCCAAGAGCUGACAGGCAAUAACAUCUUUAACGAGGAUGCUCCCCCUGGCUCAGCCGACAAGUCUCUGAGCUCAGCAAAGCUUAAGGAGAUGAGCGGCAAUGACAUCUUCUCUGAUGGAAAGGCGUCUUCGCGAGACUACCUCGGCGGUGUCCGGAAGCCACCUGGUGGCGAAAGCAGCAUUGCACUCAUCUAAUUAUGGUAGACUGCUCUAGUCGGGACUGGCUAGUACGUCCUCAUUUCAGGUGCUCUCCUUGGCCUUCCCGGGUCUAGAUGAUGCUUUGAGAUCUGAAUUAUGUUGGAUAUCUUAGCCCUAAUAUAGUGUAGAGUCAGCAGGAUCUGACUCGGCUCAUGUCAUGUACGCCUGUGCGUGAUCUCAUCCUUGUUUUGUGGUACUUAUGUAUUAAUCUCUCUGUACUGAGAACCUGCGCAAUAAGCUUUUUAUGGACUCAUUCGGUAUCAUUGACAAGGCAAUUUGCAACUCUUUUAUCAGCUAUGCCAGGAAAGAUUCAGCGGAA